This is a messenger RNA of Epithele typhae, 651 nucleotides long. RefSeq lists its product as uncharacterized. Gene Ontology annotation, molecular function: dioxygenase activity. The transcript is spliced from 6 exons. Bases 1 to 651 code for a protein of 216 amino acids. The record is from RefSeq and is a predicted model, not a curated record. Lineage: Eukaryota; Fungi; Basidiomycota; Agaricomycetes; Polyporales; Epitheliaceae.
AUGAACCACGGCGUACACGAGGAAGCGGAAGGUAUGUUUGCGAUGGGCGAAGAGACGAUCACUCUUACCCUCAAGGAGAAGCUCCUCUUUGAGCAGGGUGUUUCGUUCGGCACGCGCGACGUACCUGAGUUUGUCAACAUCUCCAAGGACGACACGCACGCCUGGCCGGCCGUCGCGCGCCGCAUGUAUCCCUCCGCCGUCAACGCGCCGAUGGAGUCCAUCGUGACGCCGUUUGUGAAGAACUCGCUCGCGAUCAGCAACCACCUGAUCGGCGUCCUCACUGACAAGCUCGGGCUCCCUGCGGGCACGCUCGCGUCUCUGCACAAGGUCGAGGGGUUCAGCGGAUGUACGGCGCGGUUCAUCAGAGCGCCGUCGUAUCCUGGGUCGGAGGAGAUGACAUUCCUGACGGUGCACACGGACUUUGGGUCUUUGUGGUUACUGCACAACCGCCUCGGGGGCCUGCAGGUCAAGCCCCUGCCCGGACACGCGAUCUGCAACAUCGGCGACGCCCUCAAUAUCUUCUCUGGCGGCAUCCUACGCUCCAACAUCCAUCGUGUCGUCCCGCCUUCACGGGAGCAGGCCCAGUACGAACGCCACUCCGUCGUGUCCUUCACCCGCCCGAACGACACCAUCGGGCUGUGCGCGCUGUGA